AUGCCCCGUGACGACGACGUGUGCUCGAGCGUGACGCUGGACUCGGUGGUGGCCGACCCGCACCUCCACGCGCUCUUCCUCCAGCACCUCUCCACGUCCAAUACGAAGGGCUUUGCGCGGCUGCUCUUCCUCGUGAGCGUCGAGGAGUUCAAGAAGGUGCUGGCGUCCCCUGCUGGGUCCGACGAGGCCGUGGCGGACGCGCAGGUCCAUCGCUGUCAAUACGCGAGCAAGAUCAUCACCAAGUUCAUGAGCCCUGACGCGUUCCUGGACAUUGCGUCCGAGAACUUGCGCAUCUUGGACAAAUCGGUCGCGAGCUUUGGCAAGCUGCUUCGGAACGACCUCAUGCUUUACAACAGUCUGGCGGCCAAGACGGACCUUUUCCAGGACGCGGAAGACGCUGUGAAGAAGGUGUUGCAGCCGCUGUUCCAGCAGUUUGCAGCCGCGCCUGAGUUUGCCGCGCUCGUAGCGAGCUCUCAUCUCACGUACGUUGGUGUGGAUGAAUUGGACGCGAGCUCGGACGACGCUGAGCCACUGCAGCAGCAGCAGCAAGAAGUGGAAGGACAAGGGUCUCCGCGAUCCUUGUUGAACAAGAGGCUGGCGUCGCCAGCGGUGUCGACUGCCAGCACUCGGACAGGACAUGCCCAUGGCCGUAGACAACGCACAGCGACGACGUUCUUGACGUUGGAACGAGUGCUCGGGAACCGGAGACUGUGUAGUGUCUUCUGGGUGUUUCUGUUCAAAGAACGCACGCAUCAGCAGCUGAGUUUGUGGAUGGACUUCCGGUAUCAGCUGCUGCCUGUGCUGGAAGACUUUAUUCACGUGGUACAGGCGGAUGCUGACCGUGUAGACGAGAAGCAAUGGAACAAGGACCAGUCAGACGAUACCGAGGAUCAACAAGCUGGAGAGCUCAUCGAGCAGCUUCUGGCAGGGGGCAGUCGCAUUGCAGCCAAGUACCUGAUUGUGAAUGCUAGCACGCGCGUCACUUUUGUCGGCGAGGCAGAGCAGGCUCUGCUGCAUGAUUACGAGGUGCAAGUAGCCUGUUGUCUUGAAGCUGGCAGCUUUUCACUGGCCGAUGCUGAGGAGUUACACCGAACGGUGGAGCGUAUUCAAGGUGUCAUUGAAGCAGACCUCAAGGUCAAUCAUUUUGUGCGCUUCAUGGGCAGCGAGUCAUUCAAGUCAUUGGUGGCAUCUUACCAGAGUCGUUUGCUCAGUCCGUCGGGAUCACCAGAUGUUCUUACGUCUACGGCGUGCGACGGCUCCAGCACAGCUUCGGACAGCAGUAUGACGACUUUGCAAGAGUUGUUCCAAUGCAUGAAUGUUCCGUCGCAUCAACCACAGCGAGUACGGAGUAAAUCGUUCACGUUGCGAGACCUUUUCCAAGGUCAACUUCGCGGCGAACUGCAGAGCAAGUCACUUAUUAGCUCAGUCAUGAGCUUCCGGCUGGAUGUGAAUGAUCGAUCUCACCCAGGGUUGAUCAAGGAAGUCCUACACACGCUUGCAGGAUCGAGCAACCGCAGUGAGAGCUGCAGCGAUUUGUACCAUCACCACGCAAUUCCGGACCAUGUCGAAGCUUUCUUUCGACCUUCAGGAGCUGAUGUUGUGCGUUCGACAGUCCGGCCAAAACCUUCACUAUUCCACAUGACGAUUGGUAAUUCUGACAAAGCGUUUUAUGGAGCCUGCCUUACACGAUACGUUCCGUUGAACGACUCGAGCAAGUUAGGUCCAUUGGAGCAAGUGUUGCAGGAGACUGAGGGACUUGAAGUAUACGUUCCAGCGGGAAUUUGCAUCAUCAGCCGAUACCCGAUUCUAGACACGCUUAAACAGCGUUUGGACCUGCUGCACACUGCCAUGCAGGACGACGAGUCAUACCUCUUUGACGUCAAUUGGUUGCCAUCCGUAGCACAGAUGGACGGUCUGCUUUGUCCAUUGGAUUUCAGUACGAUGAUCUCCCCAGACGAUGGGACGUCUACCUUGGCCCUAGACGACUUUGUUGAUUUUAGCAUGGAGGAAAUCUUCAGCUGUUUAUCAGUCGAGCACGUCGUUGCUUUGGUCACGUGCAUGCUGCUCGAGCGACAAAUUGUGCUUGUCAGUUCGCGAUAUUCAGUGCUGACAGCAGUCGGAGAGACGUUGAAGAGUUUGAUUGCGCCGCUGGAGUGGAGUCACGUGUUUGCACCCAUUCUACCCAAAAGCAUGCUUGAAUGCUUACAAUGUCCCACGCCGUACCUAUUCGGCGUCCAUGCAAGUUAUCGCGGGGAGUUGCGCGAGAUGCUUGAGCGAGAGGGCUGUGGUGAUAGCAUUGUCGUGGUGGAUCUAGAUGCGGACACAAUGAGUUCUCCUGGGCGACCGCAGCUCCCUGAAUCGAUUCGUGGUCCACUUACUUCGCGACUGCUUCAGCUGCUGAAGCCUCGAGUCUACUACAGCGACUUUGUGCCCAUGGUCACCAAGAACGAAACAGUUGCUUCGACGUUGCAGUGUUUUCCACAAGGUCAUGUGCGCAUGUUUUUCCGCGAAGCAAUCGCAGCUCUAUUGCGAACGGUGGAAGAGUUUCGGUUUGUGCUGUCGGACGACUUCGACUACGUCGUGGUGUUUGAUCGUAUCGCGUUCGUGCGCCAUCUGCCAUCGCGGGAGCAAUCAUUUUACCGUAGUUUCCUGGAGACGCAGGUCUUCUCUCACGAGAUCGCCUCGGUUAGUAUUUAA
Messenger RNA from Peronospora matthiolae, 2697 nucleotides. Lineage: Eukaryota; Oomycota; Peronosporomycetes; Peronosporales; Peronosporaceae. The record is from the annotation of a GenBank genome assembly.